This is a messenger RNA of Amaranthus tricolor (Joseph's coat), 1236 nucleotides long. Its product is annotated as putative B3 domain-containing protein Os03g0621600. Bases 204 to 1055 code for a protein of 283 amino acids. The record is from RefSeq and is a predicted model, not a curated record. Gene Ontology annotation, molecular function: DNA binding. The transcript has 5 exons. Lineage: Eukaryota; Viridiplantae; Streptophyta; Magnoliopsida; Caryophyllales; Amaranthaceae.
AUUUUUGGCAAAAAUUCAAAAUCUUAGUCCUAUGAAGUACUAGUAUUUCCUCCAAAACUCCUACCAAUAUUAGACUACAUUUUCUGUUCAUUUGUGUGUGGGACUGUGGGUCUUCUCCUUCGUUCUGGUUCAUUCAGCAAUCAACAUUCAGCAUCAUUAGUCCUAGACUCCUAGUCUUGAGUGCUGUGAAUUAAACAUUAACAAUGGUGAGGCUAAUGAAAAGGCGAAGGGAAACUCCAUCAAAGGAAUGCAGUACACAACAUCCCCCUGAAUUUUUCAAGAUUUAUCUGCCGGAACAUAAUUCAAAGCAAUUGGUAAUACCGCCUGCGUUUAUAAACAACUUUAAUGGGAGGAUUCCAAGCAAAGUCGUCUUGAAAAGUUUACAGGGAAAAGAUUGGAAUAUAGAGUUGGAACACGAUGAAAGGAAACUACUAAUGAAAAAGGGUUGGGAUCGCUUUGUGAUCGAUAAUUCAUUAGAGCGAGGAGAGUUUCUGAUCUUUUCCUAUAGCGGAAAUACUGUGUUCAUUGUCAAAAUAUUCAGUAUCAAUGGAUGCGUUAAAGAAGAAAGCAAAAACAUCGAUGACCAUUCUUACAUGAAUGUGGAAGAAGAGUCAAACUUAGAUCACGAAUUCAGCCCUUCUUUGAGUUUUAAAAAGGGCAUGCUACUUGAACCAAUAGAAGUAUCUGAUGAUUUAUCUGAAGCAAUGCCCGAAGUGGUUCAAGAAAGAACCGUUCAAUCGAAGAACAUACGAUUUUCAAAAUUCAUUGAUGGAAGGGGAUAUGUGCAUAUUCCUGCAGCCGUUCUCAGAGAAAACAAUGUAAAGUUGCCCAGACCGACUAAGGAAGUACUUUUUCGGUACAAGAGGGUUUCGCAGGUAGCGAAGGUUGUUCAAACAACUAGGAGACGUGUUCGAUUUAGUACUGGAUGGAAAGAUUUUCAACGUAAGUGUAAAAUCGUCGAGGGUGAUGAGUGUGAAUUUGACAUUGUCCUUGGUAAUGAUAGACAAAUCAAAGAAGUUGUGCUGUUGCGAAUUUGCUCCAAUACUAGACAAUAGCAUUGUAUGUGAAUGUGUAUAAUGAAGCCAAAUUCAUCUUUUGGGAACAAGGUUGAUGUGUAUAUGAAGCUUUUGCCCUAACACUAGAAAUGUAUUUUUGUUUCCUGUUCUAAUGUAACGGGAUAGCACAUCCGUAAAAAAACCCAUUUUGGAUAUUAAAAAAGGUUUUUUUAUUUUAUUU